Molecule: messenger RNA, 2598 nt
Organism: Phaethon lepturus (White-tailed tropicbird)
Lineage: Eukaryota; Metazoa; Chordata; Aves; Phaethontiformes; Phaethontidae
Gene: YTHDC1
Product: YTH domain containing 1
Exons: 18
Coding region: 14-2251 (745 amino acids)
Biological process (GO): regulation of alternative mRNA splicing, via spliceosome; mRNA splicing, via spliceosome
Cellular component (GO): nucleoplasm
Molecular function (GO): mRNA binding; N6-methyladenosine-containing RNA reader activity
Source: RefSeq, a predicted model, not a curated record
GUUAAAUUUGUUCAUGGAAGGAUCCAACACACCCCAGAAUCAACAAAAGAUGAGUUGCGGGAGAGCCCACUUGGGAGUGUCUGUAAUGAAAAGGACUUAUUUGGACCUUCCCCCUUCAGCAGUGAUGAACUAUGGUGAACUGAACGUUCUGGAUGACAUUUUGACUGAUGCUCCUGACCAAGAUGAUGAGUUGUAUAACCCUGACAGCGAGCAAGAUAAAAGCGAGAAGAAGGGAUCAAAAAGAAAAACUGACAGGAUGGAAAACACUGAAAGCAAGAGACAAAAACCUUCUGUGCAUUCGUCGAGGCAGAUGAUGCCAAAGCCUCCUAGCUCAUCAGUUAGCAAUAACAAGAGAAUAGUGAGUACAAAAGGAAAACCGGUGUCAGAAUACAAGAAUGAGGAGUAUCAGAGGUCUGAUAGAAACAAGCGCCCAGAUGGUGAUCGAAAGAUACGUAUGUCGAGCAGUUCCAGGGAACCUUAUAAAGGACAACCAGAAAAAACUUGCAUGAGGAAGAGGGAUAUUGACAGAAGGGCAAAAUCUUCUACACCAGAUGGUUCAGAGAGAAUCAGGCAUGAUGUGGAUAGAAGACCAAGCAGAUCCAGCCAUUCUUCUAAAGAAGAGGUGAACUCUGAGGAAUAUUGUUCAGAUCAUGAGACUGGCAGUAGUGGUUCUUCUGAACAAGGCAAUACAGAGAACGAGGAGGAAGGAAUGGAAGAAGAGGAAGAUGAUGAAGGGGAGGAGGAUGAAGAGGUAGAAGAAGAUGGGGAGGAGGAUGAAGAAGAGUAUGAACAGGAUGAGAGAGAUCAGAAGGAAGGAAAUGACUAUGACACACGAAGUGAAGCCAGCGAUUCUGAUUCUGAAUCUGCCUCUUUCACAGAUGGGUCAGUCAGAUCUGGGUCUGGUUCAGAUGCAUCAGAUGAGAAAAAGAAGGAGAGGAAGAGAGCUAGAGGUAUCUCUCCGAUUGUUUUUGACAGAAGUGGAAGUUCUGCAUCAGAAUCGUAUGCAGGUUCAGAAAAGAAGCAUGAGAAAUUAUCAUCUUCCGUUCGUGCUGUCCAAAAAGACCAAACAAGUAAACUUAAAUACAUUCUCCAAGAUGCAAGAUUCUUUCUCAUCAAGAGUAAUAACCAUGAAAAUGUAUCACUUGCUAAAGCAAAGGGAGUGUGGUCGACACUUCCAGUGAAUGAAAAGAAGCUUAAUGCUGCAUUUAGAUCAGCGAGGAGUGUUAUUUUGAUAUUUUCUGUAAGAGAGAGUGGCAAAUUCCAAGGAUUUGCAAGACUGUCUUCAGAGUCCCAUCAUGGAGGAUCACCUAUACACUGGGUGCUGCCUGCAGGAAUGAAUGCAAAAAUGUUGGGAGGUGUCUUUAAAAUUGACUGGAUUUGCAGGCGUGAAUUGCCGUUCACUAAGUCUGCUCACCUGACCAAUCCUUGGAACGAACAUAAGCCAGUAAAGAUUGGACGCGAUGGACAGGAAAUUGAGCCGGAAUGUGGAACCCAACUUUGUCUUCUCUUCCCUCCUGAUGAAAGUAUUGACUUGUAUCAAGUCAUUCAUAAAAUGAGGCACAAGAGAAGAAUGCACUCACAACCCCGAUCAAGAGGACGCCCAUCCCGUCGAGACCCCGUUCGGGACGUGGGAAGGCGUCGACCAGAAGAUUAUGAUAUUCAUAACAGCAGAAAGAAACCAAGGAUUGACUAUCCCCCUGAGUUUCACCAAAGACCAGGGUAUAUAAAGGAUCCCAGAUAUCCCGAAGUAGACAGACGAUUUUCAGGAGUUCGACGAGAUGUAUUUUUAAAUGGGUCCUACAAUGAUUACGUGAGGGAAUUCCACAACAUGGGACCACCACCACCAUGGCAAGGAAUGCCACCGUAUCCGGGUAUGGAGCAGCCGCCACACCACCCUUACUAUCAGCACCAUGCACCUCCACCUCAAGCUCACCCUCCAUACUCGGGACAUCAUCCUGUACCACAUGAAGCACGAUACAGAGACAAACGAGUACACGACUAUGACAUGAGAGUAGACGACUUUCUUCGCCGCACACAAGCAGUUGUCAGCGGUCGGAGAAGCAGGCCUCGGGAGAGGGACCGAGAGCGAGAACGGGACCGUCCUAGAGAUAAUAGAAGAGACAGAGAACGUGACAGAGGCCGUGAUCGGGAAAGGGAGAGAGAAAGGAUUUGUGACCGGGACAGAGACAGAGGUGAAAGAGUUUCACAUGGUUCAGUGGGAGAAUGCUGCUAUCAAGUAUGCAAAUAUUGAAGUAAUGAUUUUUUUUUUUUUUUUACUGUAUGGCAGUGUUGUAGCAGCCUUCUUUUCUCUCCCUCCCCACCCCCUUUUUUAACCCUAUCUGUAAAGUCAAGUGUUUUUUCAGUCUUCAGUAAUGAAAGCAAUAUUAAGAAGACACUAUUGUUAUCUGAUUUUUAACCCUUUUUUAAAAAUCUUCCCGUGUUCAGUAACAUUUUGGUCAAUUCUCUUGUCUAGUCUCCUUCCAAAAUGUACACAUUGCUUGGAAUGUUCACAACCUGCGUGUGUGGAACCAGAAAACAUUGCUGUAUUCUACAUUGCUACAAUUUUUUUUUAUAAAAAUAAAUUGUUAACUAUUGAAA